AUGGGCACUGGGUUCAUUACGCACCGUACCGGGGAAAUCAAGUUACAAGUGGGCUCCCUGCACCAUGAGACCAUCAUUCUGUUCGUCAUCUCCUCCCCACGGGAGCCGCUAGUCCUUGGCCACCCCUGGCUCGUUACCCAUGAUCCGGUCAUCUCCUGGAAAUCUGGCGAUAUCACGGCUUGGAGUGAGGUAUGUAGGGCUGAGUGCCUCAUUUUACCUUGCAAAACGUCUACUGUGGAGGAUACGAAGGGUGCGGUGUCUACUGUUGUUCCUACAGAGUACCUGGAUUACGUGCAGGUGUUCUCCAAGGAGAGGGCUUCCGUGCUACCACCGCAUCGGGCCUGGGAUUGUGCUAUUGAUCUGCUAUCCGGGGCUACCCCUCCUCGCGGACGAAUCUACCCUUUGUCUCAGCCGGAACGGGAAUCAAUGAGCAAGUAUAUUGAUGAGGCACUUCAGCAAGGGGCCAUUCGCCCAUCUACGUCUCCCGCCGCAUCCAGUUUUUUCUUUGUUAAGAAAAAGGAUGGCGGACUUCGUCCUUGCAUAGACUAUCGAGGUUUGAACGAUAUCACCAUAAAAAAUCGUUAUCCCCUUCCUUUGAUUCCAGCGGCCCUCGAGCAGGUGGGGCAAGCCUCCAUCUACAGUAAACUGGACCUCAGGAGUGCGUACAAUCUGGUGCGCAUUAGAGAGGGGGAUGAAUGGAAGACCGCCUUCAUCACCCAUCGAGGACAUUAUGAAUAUUGUGUUAUGCCCUAUGGACUUACUAACGCGCCCUCUGUGUUCCAGGCGUUCAUGAAUGACAUUUUUAGGGACUUGAUUGAUCGUUUCGUCAUAGUGUACAUUGAUGACAUCCUAAUCUACUCUAACUCUCUGAGUGAACAUGUGUCCCAUGUACGACAGGUUCUGGACCGACUCCGCCAACACUCUCUGUUCGUGAAGGCCGAGAAGAGUGAAUUCCAUGUCACAACGAUUUCCUUCCUUGGGGCCAUACUCACUCCCGACGGGGUAAGACUGGAUGAAUCCAAGGUACAAGCUGUACGAGACUGGCCUCAACCCCAGACGGUGAAAGAGCUUCAGAGAUUCUUGGGGUUUGCCAAUUACUAUAGACGGUUCGUGCGUAAUUUCAGCACCACCGCAGCUCCCCUGUCGGCGAUGACCAGCCACAAGGGGCGUGGUCUGAAAUGGACGGAGGGGGCAGUGCGGGCCUUUGAGACAUUGAAACAACGAUUUACCACCGUUCCCAUUUUGUGUCAGCCGGAUCCUACGUUGCCGUUCAUCGUGGAGGUGGACGCCUCGGAGGUUGGAGUUGGAGCCGUGCUAUCCCAGCGCCAAGGUGAGCCGCCCAAAUCACGACCCUGUGCUUUUUUUUCUAAGAAGCUGAAUCCGGCCGAGCAGAACUACGACGUGGGAAAUCGUGAAUUGCUGGCGGUGAAGUUAGCACUGGAGGAGUGGAGACAUUGGCUGGAGGGAGCAGCUCAUCCGUUCCAAGUGCUCACGGACCACCGCAAUCUGGAGUAUCUUCACAGUGCUAAACGACUGAACUCCCGACAGGCAAGGUGGUCUUUGUUCUUCAACCGUUUCCAAUUCACUGUCUCUUAUAUUCCCGGGUCCAAGAAUUGUAAGGCGGACGCGCUUUCCCGACGGUUCGAGCGCGCUGACAGACCGGUUGAACCAGAACCUAUCCUCCCCAUGAGUUGCCGUGCUGGCCCUGUGAGGUGGGCUAUCGAUGACACGAUUCAGGAGAGCCUACAAGCGGAACCAGCCCCUCCAGAAACCCCGGUGUCGAAGGUGUUUGUACCAGCUCCGCUUCGACCUCAACUGAUGGAAUGGUGCCACACGUCGCUAGGAUCUGGUCAUCCCGGAAUCACUCGAACUACUCGACUCAUCAGUCGAAAAUACUGGUGGGAUUCCCUCACAGAUGACGUCCGAGACUACGUAUUAUCCUGCCCAGUUUGUGCUCAGUCCCAGACGCCUCGAGCACUACCGGAGGGUAAGCUGAUGCCAUUGCCAACCCCUCAACGACCCUGGUCGCACAUUGCGAUGGACUUUGUUACCGACCUACCAGAAUCAGAGGGCCAUACUGUUAUUCUCGUGGUCAUCGAUCGAUUCUCAAAGAUGUGUCGGUUAGUACCCAUGACCCGUUUACCUAACGCCACUCAGAUGGCGGAGACUAUGUUUAACCAGGUGUUCCGGCAGUUUGGUGUUCCAGAGGAUAUUGUUUCCGACCGAGGACCCCAGUUCGUAUCCCGGGUUUGGAAGGCCUUCUGCGAACGCUUGGGUAUCUCGGUGAGCCUCACCUCCGGAUAUCAUCCCCAGGCCAAUGGGCAGACCGAACGGCUCAACCAGGAAAUUAGGAAGUAUCUACGGCAACAAUGUUCGCGGCAGCCGCAAGAGUGGAGCCGAUUCCUUCCUUGGGUAGAGUAUGUUCAGAACUCACUCAUUCACACCUCCCUACAUCUAACGCCCUUUCAGUGUGUUCUAGGGUAUCAACCACCCCUGUUUCCGUGGGAUACCGCACCCGGGAUGGUACCGGCGGUGGACGAGUGGUUCCGUCGGAGUGCGCAGGUCUGGGAGACGGCCCAUCAACAUCUCAGUCAAGCCUCACAGCAGCAAAAGACCUAUGCCGACCGACGCCGGAGACCUACUCCCACUUAUCAACCCGGACAACGAGUGUGGCUGUCUACCCGAGACCUGCGGUUCCGACGGAGCUGCAAGAAGCUCCAACCCAGGUACAUUGGUCCCUUCAAAGUACAGAGACGUAUUAACCCUGUCACCUACCGUCUGUUACUCCCUCGACACUACAGGAUAAACCCUACGUUCCACGUCUCCCUGCUGAAACCUGUUCAUUAUAGCCCGAUGUAUCCACCAAUCGCUCAACAACCUACUACACCACCUUUGGAGGAUGAACAGGACACCACCUAUACAGUCCACGAGAUACUGGAGUCAAGACGGAGACGAGGGGGCAUCGAAUAUCUCGUGGACUGGGAGGGAUAUGGACCGGAGGAACGGUCCAGGGUUCCUGCUAAAGACAUACUAGACCCCGCUCUCAAGGCCACUUUCCACGCUGAACACCCAGAUCAUCCCGGACCCUGACCCAGAGGAAGACCACCCGGUAGAGGUAGAAGGCCGUCAGGAGCCGGCCCUGGGGAGGGGGAUACUGUAAGGGAUCGGGGGUUGGCUGGGUCUAGACAGAGUCUGACACUUCCCCGAUCUACAGAGAGGGGGAGUCAUCAGACUCGAUCUGGUUCACCUGAGUUCUGAGCACACCUGUCCGUAAUUAGGGUAGGAUAUAAGGUGUGCUCAGAGAUUCAGUCAGUGCGAGGUAUUGUUCCGUUGUGACUUGCUAAGCGUUUUGUUCCGAGAGAGAGAGAGAGAGUUUGUUGUUUUGAUUACCCGUGUAUCCGACCUGUGCCUUGCUGUUUGACUCCCCGUAUUGCUUAAUCCUCUGCUUGUCUGCCCCAGUGAUUACCGUUCUCUGAUCCUGUGCCUGUGACCUCGACUACGACUAAGCCCGCUCCUUUGGUACCUCUGCCUGUCUAUGCCUGGCCCGGUUUUGACCACAGCCCGCCCGACCACGAUUAAGCUAUUCCCUUGUCUGUACUCUAAUAAAGCAUCGCUAUUCUGCGAUUGGAUCUUACCACUCUGUCCGAGUAUUCAUUACAGAAUACCUCGCCAUUACCAUGGAUCCAGCGGAAUUACAGAGGUGAUGGGAGAUACAGGAGAAACGCAUGGAUAAACUCCUACAGCUACUCAACGCUGGUGCAGCGGAAGGCACCACCCCGAGUACGGUCAGUCCUCGUCAUGCACCUCCGAUUUCUAUACCGACAAGGUACGACGGGGAACCUGGCAAAUGUCAGGGGUUUCUACUCCAGAUGUCCCUGUAUAUGUCGUAUAAUAGUACUAUGUUUUCCGAUGACCGUAGCAGGGUGGAUUUCAUGAUUUCUCUGCUAACGGGAAGAGCACUGGAUUGGGCUACUGCGCUUUGGGCAGCUGAGGUCCCCGAGUUGAAUGCGGAAGUUCAGUUCAAGAGACUGUUUCAAGAGGUGUUCGACCACCCAGUAUCUGGGCGUAGUGUGGGAGACCAACUAUGCGAACUUCAGCAGGGCCGUCGCACAGUAGCCGACUACGCUUUAGAGUUCCGUACUAUAGCAGCCGGUAGCGGAUGGAGCGAAACUGCUUUGCUCACAGUUUUCCGAAGAGGGCUGCGCAAAGACGUACAAACUGAGUUGGCUUGUCGAGGAGAUAUCACUGCGCUACAUGAGUUUAUCAAAAUAGCCAUCUCUAUUGAUAAUCUUAUAGUGCAACACAAGGCAUCCACAGUCCGGGAGCCCUCAAUCACUGGUGCUAUGCAAUCGACAGAGCGGAGGAGAGAAUCUGAGGAGGAACCUAUGCAACUGGGACGGUCACCUCUACCAGGUUCGGUGAGACAACAACGUCGGCAAGACGGACUAUGCCUGUAUUGUGGUCAGGCGGGUCAUUUCGUUCGUCAAUGUCCGGUACGACCUAACCGUACCCCAGGAUAUCGCCUCGGAACUGCCAAACCGGUGAGUGAGACUCCAGUGUUGAACAUUACAUCUAAACAAAUGUAUGUGCCUGUCACCUUAUCUGUCGGAGAGAAAGUGCGCAGGUUGGAGGGACUUAUUGAUUCCGGAGCGGCUGCCAGCUUUCUGGAUAUGGGUCUUGCUGAGGAGUUGGGAGUUCAACUUAUCCCAAUUCAACCUCCCCUGAGAGUCAACGCGCUAGACGGUGAGCCCAUGGGCACUGGGUUCAUUACGCACCGUACCGGGGAAAUCAAGUUACAAGUGGGCUCCCUGCACCAUGAGACCAUCAUUCUGUUCGUCAUCUCCUCCCCACGGGAGCCGCUAGUCCUUGGCCACCCCUGGCUCGUUACCCAUGAUCCGGUCAUCUCCUGGAAAUCUGGCAAUAUCACGGCUUGGAGUGAGGUAUGUAGGGCUGAGUGCCUCAUUUUACCUUGCAAAACGUCUACUGUGGAGGAUACGAAGGGUGCGGUGUCUACUGUUGUUCCUACAGAGUACCUGGAUUACGUGCAGGUGUUCUCCAAGGAGAGGGCUUCCGUGCUACCACCGCAUCGGGCCUGGGAUUGUGCUAUUGAUCUGCUAUCCGGGGCUACCCCUCCUCGCGGACGAAUCUACCCUUUGUCUCAGCCGGAACGGGAAUCAAUGAGCAAGUAUAUUGAUGAGGCACUUCAGCAAGGGGCCAUUCGCCCAUCUACGUCUCCCGCCGCAUCCAGUUUUUUCUUUGUUAAGAAAAAGGAUGGCGGACUUCGUCCUUGCAUAGACUAUCGAGGUUUGAACGAUAUCACCAUAAAAAAUCGUUAUCCCCUUCCUUUGAUUCCAGCGGCCCUCGAGCAGGUGGGGCAAGCCUCCAUCUACAGUAAACUGGACCUCAGGAGUGCGUACAAUCUGGUGCGCAUUAGAGAGGGGGAUGAAUGGAAGACCGCCUUCAUCACCCAUCGAGGACAUUAUGAAUAUUGUGUUAUGCCCUAUGGACUUACUAACGCGCCCUCUGUGUUCCAGGCGUUCAUGAAUGACAUUUUUAGGGACUUGAUUGAUCGUUUCGUCAUAGUGUACAUUGAUGACAUCCUAAUCUACUCUAACUCUCUGAGUGAACAUGUGUCCCAUGUACGACAGGUUCUGGACCGACUCCGCCAACACUCUCUGUUCGUGAAGGCCGAGAAGAGUGAAUUCCAUGUCACAACGAUUUCCUUCCUUGGGGCCAUACUCACUCCCGACGGGGUAAGACUGGAUGAAUCCAAGGUACAAGCUGUACGAGACUGGCCUCAACCCCAGACGGUGAAAGAGCUUCAGAGAUUCUUGGGGUUUGCCAAUUACUAUAGACGGUUCGUGCGUAAUUUCAGCACCACCGCAGCUCCCCUGUCGGCGAUGACCAGCCACAAGGGGCGUGGUCUGAAAUGGACGGAGGGGGCAGUGCGGGCCUUUGAGACAUUGAAACAACGAUUUACCACCGUUCCCAUUUUGUGUCAGCCGGAUCCUACGUUGCCGUUCAUCGUGGAGGUGGACGCCUCGGAGGUUGGAGUUGGAGCCGUGCUAUCCCAGCGCCAAGGUGAGCCGCCCAAAUCACGACCCUGUGCUUUUUUUUCUAAGAAGCUGAAUCCGGCCGAGCAGAACUACGACGUGGGAAAUCGUGAAUUGCUGGCGGUGAAGUUAGCACUGGAGGAGUGGAGACAUUGGCUGGAGGGAGCAGCUCAUCCGUUCCAAGUGCUCACGGACCACCGCAAUCUGGAGUAUCUUCACAGUGCUAAACGACUGAACUCCCGACAGGCAAGGUGGUCUUUGUUCUUCAACCGUUUCCAAUUCACUGUCUCUUAUAUUCCCGGGUCCAAGAAUUGUAAGGCGGACGCGCUUUCCCGACGGUUCGAGCGCGCUGACAGACCGGUUGAACCAGAACCUAUCCUCCCCAUGAGUUGCCGUGCUGGCCCUGUGAGGUGGGCUAUCGAUGACACGAUUCAGGAGAGCCUACAAGCGGAACCAGCCCCUCCAGAAACCCCGGUGUCGAAGGUGUUUGUACCAGCUCCGCUUCGACCUCAACUGAUGGAAUGGUGCCACACGUCGCUAGGAUCUGGUCAUCCCGGAAUCACUCGAACUACUCGACUCAUCAGUCGAAAAUACUGGUGGGAUUCCCUCACAGAUGACGUCCGAGACUACGUAUUAUCCUGCCCAGUUUGUGCUCAGUCCCAGACGCCUCGAGCACUACCGGAGGGUAAGCUGAUGCCAUUGCCAACCCCUCAACGACCCUGGUCGCACAUUGCGAUGGACUUUGUUACCGACCUACCAGAAUCAGAGGGCCAUACUGUUAUUCUCGUGGUCAUCGAUCGAUUCUCAAAGAUGUGUCGGUUAGUACCCAUGACCCGUUUACCUAACGCCACUCAGAUGGCGGAGACUAUGUUUAACCAGGUGUUCCGGCAGUUUGGUGUUCCAGAGGAUAUUGUUUCCGACCGAGGACCCCAGUUCGUAUCCCGGGUUUGGAAGGCCUUCUGCGAACGCUUGGGUAUCUCGGUGAGCCUCACCUCCGGAUAUCAUCCCCAGGCCAAUGGGCAGACCGAACGCUCAACCAGGAAAUUGGGAAGUAUCUACGGCAACAAUGUUCGCGGCAGCCGCAAGAGUGGAGCCGAUUCCUUCCUUGGGUAGAGUAUGCUCAGAACUCACUCAUUCACACCUCCCUACAUCUAACGCCCUUUCAGUGUGUUCUAGGGUAUCAACCACCCCUGUUUCCGUGGGAUACCGCACCCGGGAUGGUACCGGCGGUGGACGAGUGGUUCCGUCGGAGUGCGCAGGUCUGGGAGACGGCCCAUCAACAUCUCAGUCAAGCCUCACAGCAGCAAAAGACCUAUGCCGACCGACGCCGGAGACCUACUCCCACUUAUCAACCCGGACAACGAGUGUGGCUGUCUACCCGAGACCUGCGGUUCCGACGGAGCUGCAAGAAGCUCCAACCCAGGUACAUUGGUCCCUUCAAAGUACAGAGACGUAUUAACCCUGUCACCUACCGUCUGUUACUCCCUCGACACUACAGGAUAAACCCUACGUUCCACGUCUCCCUGCUGAAACCUGUUCAUUAUAGCCCGAUGUAUCCACCAAUCGCUCAACAACCUACUACACCACCUUUGGAGGAUGAACAGGACACCACCUAUACAGUCCACGAGAUACUGGAGUCAAGACGGAGACGAGGGGGCAUCGAAUAUCUCGUGGACUGGGAGGGAUAUGGACCGGAGGAACGGUCCUGGGUUCCUGCUAAGGACAUACUAGACCCCGCUCUCAAGGCCACUUUCCACGCUGAACACCCAGAUCAUCCCGGACCCCGACCCAGAGGAAGACCACCCGGUAGAGGUAGAAGGCCGUCAGGAGCCGGCCCUGGGGAGGGGGAUACUGUAAGGGAUCGGGGGUUGGCUGGGUCUAGACAGAGUCUGACACUUCCCCGAUCUACAGAGAGGGGGAGUCAUCAGACUCGAUCUGGUUCACCUGAGUUCUGAGCACACCUGUCCGUAAUUAGGGUAGGAUAUAAGGUGUGCUCAGAGAUUCAGUCAGUGCGAGGUAUUGUUCCGUUGUGACUUGCUAAGCGUUUUGUUCCGAGAGAGAGAGAGAGAGUUUGUUGUUUUGAUUACCCGUGUAUCCGACCUGUGCCUUGCUGUUUGACUCCCCGUAUUGCUUAAUCCUCUGCUUGUCUGCCCCAGUGAUUACCGUUCUCUGAUCCUGUGCCUGUGACCUCGACUACGACUAAGCCCGCUCCUUUGGUACCUUUGCCUGUCUAUGCCUGGCCCGGUUUUGACCACAGCCCGCCCGACCACGAUUAAGCUAUUCCCUUGUCUGUACUCUAAUAAAGCAUCGCUAUUCUGCGAUUGGAUCUUACCACUCUGUCCGAGUAUUCAUUACAAUUACCGGGCACUUCACCCAGUGGCUGUAAUAGAAAUAAGGCCAUGCUCAUGAAAAGAAAACCGGCCUCCCUCAUCUUAAACGGCACUGACCACCACUGCUUUCACCACCCUGUAAUUUAUUUAAUCUGUAGCCUUGUAUACUGCAUGGUUUCCAGAGUUAUAGCAGGAAGACCACACACCAUAUCAUCGCGUUUCCGCCGCCAUUUCUUGUGUAAUUAAUUUUACAGACAUAAAAAGAUCCUACCAUGUUGAACAAACAAAUGAUCUGUCGGUAUUUAUCAAAUUGAAACGAAACUUCCUGUUUCCAUCACAGCUGUCGUGAUUUUAUUUUAAUAUGGUAGACAUUACUCGCAUAAAAACUGUGGAUGGAAACGUGGUUUGUGUUACCAAAUCUUUCAUCUUUCAUUCUUCAGUAGCUCUCCAUUUUUAAGGUGCUGCACUACAGACCUAUCCUAUAGCAAAUAACAAAGUGUUGGGACUGGGUCCAUGCUACAUAAUGCUACAGACAAGAAUAAUAGAGCUGGUUUUGUUGAUGUUCCCUCUGGCAGAAACCUCCUCAGGUGUCUCCAGUCCUGACUGAGCCAACCUGUCCCCAGUGUUUGUCCCACUGUAUCAUUAGCCAGCGACUCAGCUCUCAGUUCUAAAAUGUCAUAUAUCCACAGUAAUGAACUGCAAGAGAGAAUAGAGUAGAGUACACACUAUUCCCAAACUUCCCUGUUGCACAACUCCCAUUAAUCCAAAUGCUCCGACUUUGCUGCUCCAGUCCCUCUCCUCAUUAGCCAUGGCAGGUAUCAGGAUGCACAUAAUGGGGAGGUGCCCCAAGUCAGGCAGUUGUAUAUACUGGAGAGGGAGAAAGAAAGAGGGAGAGAGAGCCAUGAGUGAAACUCCAUCCUAAAUGAGGAAACACCCAGGAGAAAGAUGACUAGUGCGCAGAUUACUACAGGGGUGCAAGUGACAAGCAUCAAGCUGUCAUUUGUUUGUCAAACCGUGGCAACCCCUUCCAGCGCACCGUGCCAAUCGAAAGGAAACUAGAGUCCCUAAAAAUAUAUAUAAAAAUGUAGAGCGGGGACAAACAAGGUGUUUGUGGAUGCCAAUAACCCUCAGAGGCUCUGUGAGGCGCCCGCUGUAUCCACUUCUCCAAUGUUUACCUCACAGAGAAGCAUUGUUAUACAAAACAAAUCAUUAUUUAUCCUGCAUGUUGAACUUCCUUGCCAGUCCUUCAGUGGGGGAAAGUGAGGCUCUACUCUCAAACUAUUAUUACACUGAUGUUCAUUGUCUUGGAAUAGAGUAUGUCCUGUGAUUAAUAUUACAGCACUGUAACAGAAGACCUCGCCUUCCUGGCUUUGUCACAAUUAAGACAAUCUCAUCCUAGCUCCUCGUGAGUCUGAGCACUUGGUACACUUCACGGCAAGGGAUGCCUGAGAGCCUGCCCUGUGGAAAUGCUUUCACAAAUAGAUGCACAAACAAGUAAUAACACUGCUAUGGUAGCUCGUUCUCUACAUGUUGCCCCUGCAUUAGUUUUCCAUGUUAAUUGAACGGGGGGUGUCCACCUUAAUUGUGUCUUGCCCUGGAGUGACGUUGGAGACACGUGGUGUGGAGGGGCAGGAGUGGGCAGGUGCGGUUGGGCGAGAGUGCUUUGAUAAUUGCCUGGGCAACAUGACCAAGCCCCGGUGGUUGUGUGCUGCGACUCUGGAGAAGACGCUCAGAAUGUGCCACUGUAUCAUAGAUUGAGGUUGGGAACCUAGGAGCACGUCUGGGCCAUUUUUCAAAUGUGCUUUUCUGGUCCCAGAUGGAAGAAGUGGUUUUCCCCUAUCAUAAGCAAUUGGAAUAGAUACAGGCACUAAUAUACUUCUAAGGCAUACAUAAGUAGGUUGGAAAAGAGGGCGCACUGUGAUGUUUUUCCUGGAGCACUGUAUUUCUCCUUCCUGUUUUCACUGAUAGAAGAAUGAAAAGAGAUCUGAGAGGAAUGGGCUUACUGACCCAUUCAAUACUGCAACAGCCAUGCAAUUACUCUCUGUAUGCUCUGACACCACUUUGAACGUGGUAUAGAAGAAGGCAACGCCACAACACAGUAUUUACAACAGCAUGGUACUUCUGGGAGAUUGCAUGGGGUCAUUACUGUAACAGACAUACACUGUAGAGAUUUUCACAAAUAAAUAAUACACAAUAGUAGUUACCCCUUUUGAAAAUAUAAAUAUGAAUUAUAUAUGAAUAUAGAAAUAAAUAUGAAUUAUAAAAGUAAAACCAAAUGGCACCAAAAUAAGUAGUGCCUGGACCUGGAAGUUCUUACAACUUAACAGCCUUAUUGUGGAUAUGAUUUUUCCUUCCUGUUCUCUUUCAAGAAAAGGCACCAAUCAAUGUUAGUAAUUGGAGAGCGAAUGGAAAGGACAUUCCUUUGAAAUGCCACUCCUAAAUGGUCCCCAGUGUCAAACGAGGUAAGGGACAUAUAUUCAGAAUGCCCCUCAUCUCUGCUUCAUUAUCAAAUGCAUCUCAUGCAGCCUAUUUCAGAGCUAUGCAAAAAUCUGAUGAUUUAGAGAAAAGCCUUGCCUUUUCUAAUCCAGCGGAAAUGUCAUGCUUGAUUGAAACUUGGAGGAGUUGCAGAGUCGAGUAAAGUGAGAGGCGCAUUCAUUUGCAUUUGGCCGACCAAAUCACUAUUUUUUAUAGGCCCCCUUUUCACAAUUACACUCUCAGGAUGUUAAUGUUACUUUCAGACAGAAUUACCUCUUUAUGUGCUCUGAUGCUUGUACUCCAUUAAUUUAGUUUUAUUGCCACUAAAUUAGUUUCACUCAGGCCCUCUGGCAGAGAAACCUAAUGCGCAUAAAUAUAAUUUAUGCACCUAAACAUUUGUACUCAAAAUAUUCAGCUCAAGUACACUGUAGGUAGGCCAUGGGAAUGUCAAUUACCUUCACAACUCUUUGACUUCCAGUCUGUUCUGACCAUGUAGGAAAUGAAUGGACUUAUGGAGUUAUUCUGGUAGAAGUCAUUCACCACAGGGAAACCUUGUCUCUCACCUCAUAGAUAAAGUUUCUAAGGGAACAUUUUCUCAGAGGAUUGUGCCUCGUUGUAAUAAUGUCACCUUCAGCCCACCAAAUUCAGAAGUCUGUGCUAUUUCACUUUCAUGCAUGAACAUUAUGUUUUAGUGCUACUAUUAAGGCUAUAUCAGUUCAGAUUUUACUGUUUUAGCGGUGAGCGAGGGAAACUAGGUGUCACAUUGGGAAUUGCACUUGAUUGCAGUUGUGUGGUGAACUACGAAGAUCAUUUGGAGAAAGAUGCAGAGAAUACACCAUGGGGAGCUCUACAGUACCUAGCUGAGGAAUAAACAUCCACUAAACAAUAAAACAACAAUUAUGAACCAUUUCAGGAAUAAUGAGGUCUUUAUGAAAAUCUAUGUUUAUAAAGACUCAAGGUUGAAUCUUGCCUUGUUGGCUGAAUGACAUUAGUUGGAGUUUGAAUAUAAAUAUGUGGAGUACACUAAAUAAGAUUUUUCUACUGCUUCAGAGGGAGAGAUAUUACAGCAAAUAAAGUAAUAUCAGCAGGAGAUAGCUCUACACAAGGAUGAACUAAUGAACCUGAGAUGUUUUGGGUAAACUGGGUAUGCAGGAUUUUACUCCAACCCUGAUCUAACACACCUUAUUUGGCUAAUCAAGGUCCUGACGAGCAGCUGAUUCGUAAGGCAGAUCUGUUAAAGCAGGAGAGCACAGUAGCUCUCCGGCAGGAGGGUUGACCACCACUGUUGUUUUCUAUUUACUAUUUUCCUCCUGCUUCGCUCCCUGUGUCUGAGCUGUUGAGCUGAUGCUGAGGAAUGUUUGAGUCUCAAGCUGAGCUAGGGUUGGGAGAUUUAAACCAGAAUGUAAACACUUGCCUCCCAUCAGGCCCGCUGUCGAGACAACCCAAAGCUUUCUCACUCCGAGGCCUCUCAGGUGAAAUACCUUUAUUCCAGGACCCAGAGUAAGACAUAAAACUCUAUAGAUUACAAGAGACUGGCAGCUAGUGAGAGAAACACCUGAGAUAAUGAGCUUUGAUACGCAGCCUGUCUCUCUUCCUCCAGCAGCCAUCCAUCAAUGGAAAUGUUAGAGACAGAGAGGGCCAAAGCUGGGUUAUUCUCUUCCUGUCACUGGAAACUAGAUUCCACACACGUGCCUGACCUUUGGUGAAGCAAUUUUCUGCCCAUAUAGUAUAGCCUACUGCUGGUGUCCUGCCGACUACACCAGCUGCUGGGAUGAGCGAUGGGAUUUAAUUAGGGAUGGCGACGUCUCAUUACUGACCAAACAUAACUUAUACCUGCACCCACCUACAUCCCACUGGGAACACCAUGUCAUUUCAACAUGGAUAAUUAGGUAAUAUUUGGUUGAGACAUUGAUCAAUGAGAUUACUACCUAUUUCCAACCUCUCAAAAAGAUAACUAAAAGUUAGUGUAAUUUCCCAUGUGUUAUCACUAUGCUCUCAACCAUAUAAAAGCACAACCAAAUUCCAAUGGAAAAACAAUGUCUGAUUUUGGUUUAGUUGUCACCCAAAUGUCUAUCACUGUGUUUUCAACCAUUUAAAAGCACAGCAAAGUUCAAAUGGGAAUACAAUGUCACAUAUUUUGUUUAUUUAUACAACAGCUUAAUAUGUUAUCACUGUGCUUCAUCUAAUAGCAGAACCAAAUGACCUGGAUUGCAGUUGAGAUUAUAUUAAAAGUACAUGGUGCAAAUCAUCAAUGUUGUUUGAGAUUCUGCACUAAUUAUUAAAGCAAUUGUGAAGAUCUCCACAGACCUAUGACAACCUAUGCAUGCUAUCUUGAAUAUGCAUGCUUAAUAUGAUUACCUAAGAAAUGUAUAGUUACAGUAACCUCAAAAUGUGGCAAUGGAUGUGUUACUCAUUUUAAGGUUGAAUGUUACAUUACUUUGUAAGAAAGCCUUAACUAGGCUAUUUACAGUAUUGUAUUAAAAAAGUAAUAUUGAAUUGUGUUUGGUUGAAAACGCAACCAAAUAUCAACAUUUGAAGGAGAUGUAUCUUCUGCUUAGAUAGUUCCAUCUGUGCCACUGACUUAGUCUGGCUUUAAUUCAAGUUUGUCUACAAAUUAAUAAUUGAUAUGUUGGAUUCAAUUCUCCAUCUCAACCAAAAAUGUAAGUUAAAUAAUAGGACUAAAUCAAAUCAAAUCUUUAAAAAAAAAAAAAAAAAAAAAAAAUUGAUUUGAUUUAGUCUUAUUCUUUAACCUUGAUUUUUGUUUGAGAUGGAUAUGUGAAUUCAUCAUAUAAAUGAUUAAUUUGAAGACAAACUGGAAUUAAAGCUAGACUAAGUCAGUGGCACAGAUGGAAUUAUCCAAGCAACGUGCUUCAAAUUAAGAUUUUUAGUUGCGUUGACAACCAAACACAAUUCAAUAACACAAAAUAUAAUUACAUUUGAAAUCAGGGGUUGAAACACUAGGCCUAUUGUAUUGUACUUUUUUAUUUUUAUUCUGAGUUGAAUUUAGGUGACCCUGUAAGACUUCCCACCAAGACGGCAACUGAACACGUGUCUCGUACGCUUCUAUUUGUUUGCUUGGGAGUGUUUUUUGUUAUAAUCAUUCCAAAUACUCCGGUAAUGUUUUGAUAUAGUCAACAAGUUACUUGGGCUUGUCACGCCCUGGCUCUGGGGACUCUUAUAUGUUGAGCCAGGGUGUUAGUUUCUAUGUUUAGUGUUCUAUGUUCAUGUUCUAGUUCAUGUGUUUCUAUGUUGGCCGGGGUGGUUCCCAAUCAGAGGCAGCUGUGGCUUGUUGUCUCUGAUUGGGGACCAUACUUAGGCAGCCUGUUUGGCACUUGUCUUUUGUGGGAUCUUGUUCCGGAGAGGUUUGUGUUUGUUAACCUUAGGACGUCACGUAUCGUUUUGUUGUUUUGUGUUAUUGUGUAGUACUCAUUAAAAGAUGUACGCAUAUCACGCUGCGCCUUGGUCCGUUGCUUACGACGAUCGUGACAGGGCUGUAUAAAAGAUACUCCAUCUUUUCGCUUAUAGGAGAAAGCAAACAGAUAUCAAUUGCUCCGUUGCCAUUGCUGAAAGCUCCUCCACCACAGACCUCUGGUUGAAAGUUUCCUCUCCUACCCAGCCUCCCAACACAAGCCUCUCCCAAGCGGGUGUGAUACCUAGGCUACACCUGUGGCAUGGUACACUGCUUGGCUUCCAUAUUUGGGUCUGCUCUCGACUACCGAGGCCUGCUCCCCCCCUGUCUGGUACAGGUACCCCCGCCACUUGGCCCAUUCUCCCCCGAGCUUCGCUCAUCGCUCCAGCACACACUUACACUCACACACUGCGGUCUCUGAUCCAAAUAUUAUCUUUAGCCUGUGGACUUGUGUGGACUUUUACUUGAGAAUUUGUACGCAUUUAGAUUUGGAUUACUUGGCCUAUUGUUAUUAUAUUGUAGCUUAUUUAUUGUAGCUUAGGCCUACUUGUGAUUAGUGUGCAACCUCAUAUGCUUAAUAUUUAGAAAACGUUUUAUGGUUAUUUGUCAUAGGCUACAAACGAACAUGUUGCUGUUGUUAUUGUCUACCGUUGACGUUUACACUGAGGAUGAUGCAUUUAGGUCCUGUUGUCCCUUAAAUGCAAAGAACUUUGAGUGUUUUCCCCAUGUUGCAUCUUUGGAGAAACCAUAUGCUUGCCCCACUAUUGCGCUGGAGAUUGCGCCGCACAUUUUUCUAAUUUGACAUGGAAGAAACUGCAUGCUUGCGUUUACAUGUCUGGAUUGUUCCUUCAGUACUUAACCAUGUCUCUGGACUGUACACACACGUUGUGUUAAAGACUCUGGUUCCUCUGGACUAUGGUUCUAGCACUGUCUGUGAAUCCAAAUGUUGUAAAAUCUGAUAUUUUGCUGCUUUUACUGUCAGGAAAUGUGCAAUAUAACCCAGAAUGUCAGAAUGGUCUGAAGUUUGCGGAUAAAUGUAAGAAGUCUUCUUCCAAAACAUGAUUUUGUGAAUGUUUGCAUAAAAACCUCAGACCUAGAUGUAUUUAUGCUUUCUGAAACCUUGCAACAACAAAAAAACUAUCAGUGACAAAGACAUUGGCAUUGAUGGUUACAAUGUUUUUUGGUCCCAUCGCAAAUCUAAGGGAGCUAUAUACAUAAAAGACAAGAUUUCGGCAACCAUUCUGACUUCUGUUACCAAACCCAAGCAAUUUCAAUAUCCGUCUUUGAAUAUACUGUACAUGUCUGCAAAUUCUUGAAUCUUGUUGUCCCCGGUUGUUAUAGACCCCCAUAUGCUAUUGCUGGCUCUCUGGAUUGUAUUUUUGAGUUAUCACAGAAUGUCAAAUCUGAAUUUGUGCUUAUGGGUGACAUGAACCUAGACUGGUUGACAUCCAACUCAAGAAUCUAUGUAAUACCUAUAAUCUUGCUCAGAUUGUUAACAAUGUAACACGGUUGAAUGCAAAGUGUCCUCUAAAAUCCUCUUUGAUUGAUCUUAUUUUAACCAACACUCCACAUCAUUUUAAUGCUUCUGGUGUUUUUGCAAAUUAUAUGUGACCACUUUGCUGUUGCCUCUGUAAGGGAUGGUAAAAUUCCUAAACUACGUCCACGUUUCAUCAUGAAAAGAAACCUUUUUUUUUUUACAUUGUGUUUUUAACAUUGCCUGGAAUAGAGUUGAAUUCAUCCCUGGUGUUGAAUGUGCCUUUUCUUACUUCCAUAAAGCAUUCCAGGAUGUAUGUGUGCCCCUUUCAAUCAACAAAGAAUUAAGGGCAGAGACAACCCUAUGUUCUCAGAUGAACUAGCUGAAAUCAUAAGGAAACAGAAUCCGUUGUGGGCUAAAGCAAGAAGGUCUGAUACGGCUGAUGAUUGGAUGGCUUUUAAACGCCUUCAGAAUCAGGGUGUGAAAAUGACCCAAGAGCUGAAAGCAGACCACCACCUCAAAUCUAAUGCUGAUAAUCUGAAUAAUCCUUCCACAUUUUGGCAAGCAGUGAAAGGUUUAGAGUGCAAAAAAGAUGCACAGCUCCCUGAACAGCUGCUGGUUGACUCACAGGUGGUAACUGAGAAAACCUCUAUUCUGAACUCUUUUAAUUAACAUUUUCAUGAUGCAGACAAAUUAUUUGAUAGGGUUAAAUUGAUGUAAAAAAAUCCCCUGAUGAUCUAGAACCCCGCCUACUACAAUUAGCUGCAGAUGUUAAUCUCCCUUUAACAUACAUCUUUAACCUUACCCUAGAAUGUAAUGAAAUCCCCAGGUUGUGGAAAACAGCAUUUGUCCUACCUCUUUUGAAAGGAAGUGAUCCCACUCUACUGAAGAACUAUCAGCCCAUAUCUAAAUCAUCUGUUCUGGCAAAGGUAUUGGAGUCCCUAGUCAAUAAGCAGUUUAAGGCCUACCUCCAGGAAAACAAUAUUUUGAGUGGUAUGCAAUCAGGGUUCAAGUCUAGCCACAGUACUGUCACAGCAACUUUGAGGGUUUUGAUUGAUAUUCACUGUGCCCUGGAGAAGAAGCUGCAUUGUGUAUUUGUAUUCAUAGUCAAAGGCGUUUGACGUUGUAGACCAUACUGUCUUGGUGCAGAGAUUAAAUCGUAUUGGGAUUACUGGUCAUACUCUGGAGUGGUUUGUGAACUACCUGUCAAAUGGAAACCAGUGUGUUAAGGCAGAUGGUUGUAGGUUGGACACCGUAGAGUUGUGCUUGGGCGUGCCUCAAGGAUCCAUUUUAGGUCCCCUGUUGUUUAUUAUUUAUAUCAACAACAUUGGGAGACAUAUUGAGACUCCUGAUGUAAAAAUAAUUAUGCAGAUGACACUGUUCAAGUGGCAGCAGUUUUACUUUGGCUUUUGAAAAAGCUCAAACCGCUUUUAACAUCAUUCAACAAAAUCUGUACGUUUUGAAGCUUGUUCUGAAUUUCUCUAAAACAAAAUGCAUGGUAUUUUCCAAUACUAAACACUCUGAAAACCAUGUAAUUACUUCCUUGUAAGGACAUUCUACAGAGCAAUUCAAAACGUACAAAUAUCUGGGAGUUUGGGUUGUUGUGACUUUUGGUUAAUUAAUAUUCAAGAUCAUUUAAUGAUUAUUUACUGAAAUGGUUAAUUGAGCUGAUUUGUUUGAUUAAUUUGGUUAUCCUAUCCAAAAUAAUAUAAGAGGGCACCAUUAAGGGUUGGAUACAGAGAAACCCUUGACUUAACGCUAUCAGUAGUUAUCAUUAACCGUUAUACCAUUAACUAUAUCAACAAUAGUUUCAAGUUUAAUGUCACAUGCACAAGUACAGGAACAUGCCUUUCUUGCAAACUCAAAACCCAACAAUACAAUAAUCAAUAACAUUGUUUUACUGGAAAAAUAAACAUGAGAAACAUGAGAAAUAAGAAUAAGAAACAUGAAAUACACAGUAAAGUAUGUAUACUAUAUACAAUAAAUAUUUAAAAAGUCAGUUCCAAUACCAUAUUUACAUGUGCAGGGAUACCGGAGUGAUGGAGGUAGAUAUGAAUAGGGCUAAGGUGAGUAGGAUAUAAGAUAUAAAUGUAUGUGCACAUUAUGUGUGAGUGAGUAAAAGAUGGAGUCAGUGUUUGUGUGUGUGUUGAAGUGACAGUGUGUGUGAGUGUUUAGGGCCCUGUGAGUGUGCAUAGAGACAGUGCAAACACUGAAAUAAAAGGUCAAUAAAGAUACAAGGUAAACUCGGUCCAUGUAGCUAUUUUGUUAGCUAUUUAUCAGUCAUAUUGCUUGGGGAUAGAAGCUAUUCAAGAGCCUGUUGGUGUCAGACUUGAUGCAUCGGUACCUCUUGCCGUGCGGCAGCAGAGAAAAUAGUCUAUGGCUUGGGUGGUUGGGAUCUUGACGAUUUUCCGGGGCUUCUUUUCACACCGCCUGAUAUAGCGGUCCUGGAUGGCAGGGAGCUCGGCCCCAGUAAUGUACUUCAAGGAAUAGUCUGUCUAAUAAACAGUCAAUUGACUAUAUUCUCAUUGUUAAUAGCCGUUAGUUCUGGAACUGCAAAAAUCCAGUCGCUGGCAAAUGAUUUCAAUGCCACAAAUAAUGAAUUCAAGGUUCUAUUUACUAGACUAAACAAGUACAAAAUGAGGUAGUUAAAAUAUACGAUAUCAAGAGAGGGUACAAUGGGAUACAACACAGUUAUUGAGGUGAGAAGCUCCACAGGUCAAUAUGAAUAGGCUUCCGUACUCAACCCAGGAAAAUACAACAACACAUUCACAGGACUUUUGAGAAUGAUAUGAUCUUAUUCAUUGAAAGAGAAAAUGUGAGAGGGCUACAUCGACAUAGGCUUUCACAACUGUGAAACUAUAGAGCUCACCUUCCAGGAAUAGAUAUGGACUAGGCUACCAGUUAGCAUCCAAUGUUGACAGUGCCAGGACAGUAUUGAUCAUUGGUUUGUAGAUUACACCUACCAUCUUACAAUACUCAAUGACUUCCACCACUUUACACACACAGCGCCACUUUCAGAGGAAAGGAAGAAUGCAAUAGGCUAAUUUACUUGCAUGUCGGUUAGGAUGGGAUGGAGCCGGGGUUUGUUGUCCAAGUCUCUCUCGACAGUAGCGCUGAGGUCAGCAGGCCGAAGUAGCUCACAGCUGAAAGAGCUAUACCCACUUCUCUCUCUCUCCGUUCUCAGUCCAGGAGAGUCAAGUCUAUUAGAGCUUUUCCGUGCAGUGAAUUCUUCCUCUGAUCCCAGCCGGGAUGGAUUGUGAAUGCAAACAGUGUGUUCUGCAGGAUCACCUCUGGGAUGAUUGCUUCUGUCUGAGCAGGAUAUCUCUUGUCGAUAGGUGUUUGGUUCCAAGGGAAUGUUGAUCAUUUGUUCAAUUGGCGUGGCCACAUUGUGAAGAAACUUGAUCUACCAGUCUGUUAGCAAGUCCUGUAAUUAUAGGGAUACUCACAAAGGGCGGGCUGAUAAGCCGGACUGGUAGUCACAGGACCACCCAGUUGAUUCUGAGAAUUCAGCACAUUUAUGAUCAUUGAGAUAAAUCUGAGGUUUCCUCAUAAGUGUCCACAGUAUGUUCCUAGUGUACAGAAAAGAGUUAAACAGUACCUAGGAUGAAAUACGUAGCUUGUAGGUUCUAAACAUGCCUUGACUAAAAUACAUACAUUUUAUGUUGUUACAGCAAAUGCACAUUAUACCCCUUUUUAAUGACAUAGAAAAAUCUAAAGAAAAAUAUCACAGUAUCUUUCAAGUUCUACCAACAUUGGCGAUACUUUUUACUCUUGUUACAAGGAAUAUCAUAGCCUGAACCCCCCCUUUCUUAGAAUACACAUCUAUGGUGCCCGAAAGUCUAGUUGGUAAUCCCCAGUAACACAUGUAGGUCGUAAAAAUUGUCUGCUGAUCUGCAGAAAGUGUCAGUUCUUUGUCUCUUUGACCUCCUUCAGGGGACACUUAAAGUCGUAAAAAGAGGAAAGGGAGAGGUGUUUAUUGUUCUUGUGAUAGGGGCGUCUUGUAAGCUACUCAGUGACCAGAAGGGCUGACCCCCCUUCGCCCCAUUGAUGUGUGCACAGGCAACAUUUGCUCCUUUAUCAUUCAUAGCUCGAGGAAGCCGCUGUCAAUAACAUAACACUUACUCUGGCCUGGAAUAUGGUACAUAGGGAAUAUCUGUUCUCCACCAUUCAUAACUGAUGGGCAUUUGUCAACAUCAAAACUGUCAAUCUUUGCCUGGAGGGCACAUGACCUUCACUCAUGGGCUCUCUUUACAACAGUCCCCCCUUGUGCUUUCAGCUUGGAAGGGUUUCCUGAGCUGUGAACCACAAUGUAGGAGUGGCCAUGAGGUGUCCCUUAGUGGCUGUGUUUCCCGACCACGUCGUCCGGUGAGCCAUCUUGGUCGACCUAGGCUGUAACUUGGUGACAAAGUUAAGGGCACAUGAAAUUCAAGCAAUAUGCCAUUACAAUUCCUUUCCUAUGAGUGGACGCCGUGGCAUUUAAUUCAUGGUUGUAUGGAAUACUUUAUUCCUUUUUAUUAGAAAAAUUGGUAAAUAAACAAAUUCAUUUUGGUUACCACACCUUAAUCUAUGCAGACAUUUUUAUACCGUUCAUGCAUUUGGCUAAAUGACUCUAAUAAGACACUUGGCUAAUGUGUCCUACAUAGGGCGAUCCUACUUUAAUGGUGUGUUGCUUAAGGCACACGUUUUAGAUUACUUAUAAGGUCAUAAGGCCCUAGGAGCAUCAGCUUAGGGAGGCCUACAGGGCUGACCUGGAGACCUCUGUGGAAGCAGCGGCAGUAAUGUUUAUAGGGGUCUCGGGAUCACACGCCAGCGGAUAAUUAUCACUAUACAUGUUAAAAAUCAAUAGUCAAGAGUUUUUGUAGAAUGAAAAUAUACUUUUAUUACACGAAGUAACGAAAGCCGAGAUGAUCUGCAGAACAUCUGUUUUCCCUGAUUCGGAGCUCUCCUUUUAUACAGACACAAAUGCAUAGUCAUGCUUAUACAACCUACACAGUUACUCCACUAUAUACAUUUACAUUUACAUUUUAGUCAUUUAGCAGACGCUCUUAUCCAGAGCGACAUACAGCUAGUGAGUUGCAUUUUAUUGCAUGACAUAAGUAUUUGAUCACCUACCAACCAGUAAGAAUUCCGGCUCUCACAGACCUGUUAGUUUUUCUUUAAGAAGCCCUCCUGUUCUCCACUCAUUACCUGUAUUAACUGCACCUGUUUGAACUCAUUACCUGUAUAAAAGACACCUGUCCACACACUCAAUCAAACAGACUCCAACCUCUCCACAAUGGCCAAGACCAGAGAGCUGUGUAAGGACAUCAGGGAUACAAUUGUAGACCUGCACAAGGCUGGGAUGGGCUACAGGACAAUAGGCAAGCAGGUUGGUGAGAAGGCAACAACCGUUGGCGCAAUUAUUAGAAAAUGGAAGAAGUUCAAGAUGACGGUCAAUCACCCUCGGUCUGGGGCUCCAUGCAAGAUCUCACCUCGUGGGGCAUCAAUGAUCAUGAGGAAGGUGAGGGAUCAGCCCAGAACUACACGGCAGGACCUGGUCAAUGACCUGAAGAGAGCUGGGACCACAGUCUCAAAGAAAACCAUUAGUAACACAUUACGCCGUCAUGGAUUAAAAUCCUGCAGCGCACGCAAGGUCCCCCUGCUCAAGCCAGCGCAUGUCCAGGCCCGUCUGAAGUUUGCCAAUGACCAUCUGGAUGAUCCAGAGGAGGAAUGGGAGAAGGUCAUGUGGUCUGAUGAGACAAAAAUAGAGCUUUUUGGUCUAAACUCCACUCGCCGUGUUUGGAGGAAGAAGAAGGAUGAGUACAACCCCAAGAACACCAUCCCAACCGUGAAGCAUGGAGGUGGAAACAUAAUUCUUUGGGGAUGCUUUUCUGCAAAGGGGACAGGACGACUGCACCAUAUUGAGGGGAGGAUGGAUGGGCCAUGUAUCGCGAGAUCUUGGCCAACAACCUCCUUCCCUCAGUAAGAGCAUUGAAGAUGGGUCGUGGCUGGGUCUUCCAGCAUGACAACGACCCGAAACACACAGCCAGGGCAACUAAGGAGUGGCUCCGUAAGAAGCAUCUCAAGGUCCUGGAGUGGCCUAGCCAGUCUCCAGACCUGAACCCAAUAGAAAGUCUUUGGAGGGAGCUGAAAGUCUGUAUUGCCCAGUGACAGCCCCGAAACCUGAAGGAUCUGGAGAAGGUCUGUAUGGAGGAUUGGGCCAAAAUCCCUGCUGCAGUGUGUGCAAACCUGCUCAAGACCUACAGGAAACGUAUGAUCUCUGUAAUUGCAAACAAAGGUUUCUGUACCAAAUAUUAGUUCUGCUUUUCUGAUGUAUCAAAUACUUAUGUCAUGCAAUAAAAUGCAAAUUAAUUACUUAAAAAUCAUACAAUGUGAUUUUCUGGAUUUUUGUUUUAGAUUCAGUCUCUCACUGUUGAAGUGUACCUAUGAUAAAAAUUACAGACCUCUACAUGCUUUGUAAGUAGGAAAACCUGCAAAAUCGGAAGUGUAUCAAAUACUUGUUCUCCCCACUGUAUCUAUGUUAAAGAACAAUCACACUCUGUAUUGACUAUAUUCACUAUCCAGGCAUGCAUCUGGAGUACAAAGUAUCAAUCAUGUUCAUUCUGUUUUACCCUUAUAAUUUCAUAACACAUUAUAAAACAUAUCAAUUAAUACUUAAACAUGGUUUACACAUGUCAUGUCCAUAACAUACAUUUAAGCCUUUCCAAACAGCCAUCCUCCAAGGACCCUGAGCCACUAUGGUUUUUACUUGUGACUAUGUGCAUGUGGCUAUGUUUGUCAGGUCAAAAGCACAAACAAGUGAUAACACUAGUUCCAUUGUUACUCCAAUCUCCACACAGCUACAACGAGAAGUUGUAUCUCCAUCACGUCAUUGACAUACCCAGACCAGCUGCAGGGCGUUAAGAAGGAACCAUUCUUAUCAGAAGCACAGCAUUUGCACUAAAGACAUGUUCCUGCUCUGUUUUAACCCUUUAAUUGGUUCUUAAUCCAUAAACAUUUAAGGCAUAUAGGCAUUUCAUUCUACAACAUAUGUACUAGAAAAUCAUCCAUAACCAAACAUUGGUAUUGACUCAGACCCGGCACUAGUGAUCCUAGUAUAAGUCUUCAUUACAUCCUCCAUUGCGCGGGUGCACCAAUUUUUUUAUUUUUUUAUUUAACCUUUAUUUAACCAGGUAAGCCAGUUGAGAACAUGUUCUCAUUUACAACUGCGACCUGGCCAAGAUAAAGCAAAGCAGUGCGAUAAAAACAACAACAACACAGAGUUACAUAUGGGAUAAACAAAAACGUACAGUCAAAAACACAAUGGAAAAUCUAUAUACAGUGUGUGCAAAUGUAGUAAGUUAUGGAGGUAAGGCAAUAAAUAGGCCAUAGUGCAAAAUAAUUACAAUUUAGUAUUAACACUGGAGUGAUAGAUGUGCAGAAGAUGAUGUGCAAAUAGAGAUACUGGGGUGCAAAUGACCAAAAUAUAUAACAAUAUGGGGAUGAGGUAGUUGGGUGGGCUAAUUACAGAUGGGCUGUGUACAGGUGCAGUGAUCGGUAAGCUGCUCUGACAACUGAUGCUUAAAGUUAGUGAAGGAGAUUUUUGCAGUUCGUUCCAGUCAUUAGCAGCAGAGAACUGGAAGGAGUGGCGGCCAAAGGAGGUGUUGGCUUUGGGGAUGACCAGUGAGACAUACCUGCUGGAGCGCAUACUACGUGUGGGUGUUGCUAUGGUGACCAAUGAGCUAAGAUAAGGCGGGAUUUGCCUAGCAGUUAUUUAUAGAUGACCUGGCCAGCCAACGAGAGCGUACAGGUCACAAUGGUGGGUAGUAUAUGUCCCCUGUAGCUCAGUUGGUAGAGCAUGGUGUUUGCAACGCCAGGGUUGUGGGUUCGUUUCCCACGGGGGGCCAGUAUGAAAAUGUAUGCACUCACUAACUGUAAGUCGCUCUGGAGCGUCUGCUAAAUGACAAAAAAAAUAAAUAAAUAUAUAUAUAUAUAUAUAUAUAUAUAUAUAUAUAUAGGGCUUUGGUGACAAAACGGAUGGCACUGUGAUAGACUACAUCCAAUUUGCUGAGUAGCGUGUUGGAGGCUAUUUUGUAAAUGACAUCGCCGAAGUCAAGGAUUGGUAGGAUAGUCAGUUUUACGAGGGCAUGUUUGGCAGCACGAGCGAAGGAGGCUUUGUUGCGAAAUAGGAAGCCGAUUCUAGAUUUAACUUUGAAUUGUAGAUGCUUAAUGUGAGUCUGGAAGGAGAGUUUACAGUCUAACCAGACACCUAGGUAUUUGUAGUUGUCCACAUAUUCUAAGUCAGACCUGCCGAGAGUAGUGAUUCUAGUCGGGCAGGCGGGUGCAAGCAGCGUUCGAUUGAAGAGCAUGCAUUUAGUUUUACUAGCAUUUAAGAGCAGUUGGAAGCUACGGAAGGAGUGUUGUAUGGCAUUGAAGCUUGUUUGGAGGUUUGUUAUCACAGUGUCCAAUGAAGGGCCAGAUGUAUACAAAAUGGUGUCGUCUACGUAGAGAUGGAUCUGAGAGUCACCAGCAGCAAGAGCGACAUCAUUAUAAUAUAAUUUAUAUAAUAUGCCAUUUAGCAGACGCUUUUAUCCAAAGCGACUUACAGUCAUGCGUGCAUACAUUUUUUUUUGAUAUAUCAUUGAUAUACACAGAGAAUAGAGUCGGCCCGAGAUUUGAACCCUGUGGCACCCCCAUAGAGACUGCCAGAGGUCCAGACAACAGGCCCUCCGAUUUGACACAUUGAACUCUAUCUGAGAAGUAGUUGGUGAAACAGGCGAGGCAGUCAUUUGAGAAACCAAGGCUAUUUAGUCUGCCAAUAAGAAUGCGGUGAUUGACACACUCGAAAGCCUUGGCAAGGUCGAUGAAGACGGCUGCACAGUACUGUCUUUUAUCGAUCUCGCUUAUAAUAUCGUUUAGGACCUUGAGCGUGGCUGAUGUGCACCUAUGACCAGCUCGGAAACCAGAUUGCAUAGCGGAGAAGGUGUGGUGGGAUUCGAAAUGGUCGGUGAUCUGUUUGUUAACUCUGCUUUCAAAUACUUUCGAAAGGCAGGGCAGGAUGGAUAUACAGUGAGGGAAAAAAGUAUUUGAUCCCCUGCUGAUUUUGUACGUUUGCCCACUGACAAAGACAUAAUCAGUCUAUAAUUUUAAUGGUAGGUUUAUUUGAACAAUUAAAAUUAUAGACUGAUCAUUUCUUUGUCAGUGGGCAAACGUACAAAAUCAGCAGGGGAUCAAAUACUUAUUUCCCUCACUGUAGGUCUGUUAGAGUUUGAAACUAGAGUGUCACCCCCUUUAAAGAGGGGGAUGACCGCAGCAGCUUUCCAAUCUCUGGGGAUCUCAAACGAUACGAAAGAGAGGUUGAACAGGCUAGUAAUAGGGGUUGCGACAAUUUCGGCGGCUAAUUUUAGAAAGAAAGGGUCCAGAUUGUCUAGCCCAGAUGAUUUGUAGGGGUCCAGAUUUUGCAGCUCUUUCAGAACAUCAGCUGUCUGAAUUUAGGGUGAAGGAGAAGCGGGGGUGGGGGCAUGGGCAAGUUGCAGCGGAGGGUGCAGAGCUGGUGGAAGGGGUAGGGGUAGCCAGGUGGAAAGCAUGGCCAGCCGUAGCAAAAUGCUUGUUGAAUUUCUCGAUUAUAUUAUAUUUAUCGGUGGUGACAGUGUUUCCUAGCCUCAGUGCAGUGGGCAGCUGGGAGGAGGUGCUCUUAUUCUGUUUGAAAAAGCUAGCCUUUGCUUUCCUAACUGAUUGUGUAUAUUUGUUCCUGACUUCCCUGAAAAGUUGCAUAUCGCAGGAGCUGUUCGAUGCAACUGCAGUACGCCACAGGAUGUUUUUGUGCUGGUCAAGGGCAGUCAAGUCUGGGGUGAACCAGGGGCUAUAUAUUUUCUUAGUUCUGAAUGUUUUGAAUGGGGCAUGCUUAUUUAAGAUGGAGAGGAAAGCACUUUUAAAGAACAACCAGGCAUCCUCUACUGACGGAAUGAGGUCAAUAUCCAUCCAGGAUACCCGGGCCAGGUCAAUUAGAAAGGCCUGCUCGCUAAAGUGUUUUAAGGAGUGUUUGACAGUGAUGAGGGGUGGUCGUUUGACCGCCGACCCAUUACGGACGCAGGCAAUGAGGCAGUGAUCGCUGAGAUCCUGGUUGAAGACAGUGGAGGUGUAUUUAGAGGGUAAAUUAGUCAGGAUGAUAUCUAUGUUUACGGAUUUAGGGUUGUACCUAGUAGGUUCCUUGAUAAUUUGUGUGAGAUUGAGGGUAUCUAGUUUAGAUUGUAAGACGGCCGGGGUGUUAAGCAUAUCCCAAUUUAGGUCAACAAGCAGUACGAACUCUGAGGAUAGUUUGGGGGCAAUCAAUUCAUAUAUGGUGUCCAGGGCACAGCUGGGGGCUGAGGGGGGUCUGUAGCAAGCGGCAACAGUGAGAGACUUAUUUCUGCAAAGGUGGAUUUUUUGAAGUAGAAGCUCAAACUGUUUGGGCACAGACCUGGAUACUAUGAUAGAGCUCUGCAGGCUAUAUCUACAGUAGAUUGCAACUUGGCAGUUCUAUCUAGACGGAAAAUAUUAUAGUUGGGGAUGGAAAUGUCUGAAUUUUUAGUGGCCUUCCUAAGCCAGGAUUCUGACACUGCUAGAACAUCAGGGUUGACGGAUUGUGCUAACGCAGUGAAUAACUCAAUCUUAGGGAGGAGGCUUCUGAUGUUAACAUGCAAGAAACCAAGGCUUUUAUGGUUACAGAAGUCAACAAAUGAUAGCGCCUGGGGAGUAGGAGUGAUACUGGGGGCUACAGGGCCUGGGUUAACUUCUACAUCACCAGAGGAACAGAGGAGGAAUAGAAUAAGGAUACGGCUAAAGGUUUUAAGAACUGGUCUUCUAGUGUGCUGGGUACAGAGAAUAAAAGGGGCAGAAUUGAUUCAGGGCAUUAUCUACAGACAAGGAUAUGGAAGGAUAUGAGUACAGUGGAGGUAAACCUAAGCGUUGGGUAACGAUGAAAGGGAUAGCAUCACUGGAGGCACCGAUUGAGCUGGUCUCCGUGUGUAUGGGGGGUGGGACAAAGGAGCUAUCUGAGGCAGGUUGAGUGGGACUGGGGGCUCUACAGUGAAAUAGUACAAUAAGAACUAACCGAAACAGCAAUAGGCAAGGCAUAUUGACAUGGGAGAGAGGCAUAAAGCAAUCACAGGUGUUAUUCGAGAGACCUAAGACAACAGCUGGUAAUGGUGACGAAGGUUUGGGCUGAGGCUAAACAGAUAGACAGGAUGGGGUACCAUAUAAAGGAACAGUCCAGCAGGCAUCAGCUGUGUAGCUGAGUGAUCAUAAGGACCAGUGAACAGCAAUAGGUGAGUCCGGGAGCAGUUCGGUGGCUGCUACGGCACAGGCGAGCAGGAGGCACGGGUGUUGAUUGCGUGUGCUAGCGGGCCGGGGCUAGCAGAUGGAUCUUCGUUGUCGUCGCAACGGGAAGCCUGUUGAAACCACAUCAGACGAUUACAUCGGCAGACCAGUCGUGAUGGAUCGGCGGUGCUCCGUGUCAACACUAGGAGGUCCUGUCUGGUUGACACAGAGGUAGAUAGCCGGGAGAUGGGCCUGGCUCGAGGCUAGCUCAAGGCUAACUGGUGCUUGCUUCAGGACAGUGGUGAUUAGCCAACAACAACAACAGCCAUUCGGUUGCAGUUAGCUAGUUGCGAUGAUCCGGUGUUAAGGUCCAGUGAUUCAGUGAUUUCCGCAGAAAAUCUGAUAUGUUCUGGGUCGAUAGCGCACUGUGCAGACUGGCCGAUAAUUGUCCAGGCUAGAGCUGGCUGGUAGGUAGUGCAGGCCACGGACAAUGGUGAAGACCGCUAACGGUGGCUAAAAGCAAGUAGCUAGUUAGCUGGCCAGCUUGCUAGUUUCAGCCGGAGGUUCUAGAUAAAAAGGUAUAAAGAAAUAAUAGAAUCCGUUCCACAUUGGGUGAGGCGGGUUGCAGGAAAGUAUAUUUAGUUAAAGGAUGGAAAGUGAGAUUGAGAAGUAUAUACGAAAAAGACAAAAAAAAAAAAAAAUGCUAUUUACACGAGGACACUACAGAAUACACGACUGUUGUCAGUUCGUCUAGUCUCGUCAAGCCUAACAGCGUGUUUUUUCCCGUACUCCUGUUCUUUCUAGUCCCUGUUUUCUAGUUCUUCCGUUUUUGACCAUUCUGCCUGCCCUGACCCUGAGCCUGCCUGCCAUUCUGUACCUUUCUGACACUGCCCUGGAUUACAGACCUCUGCCUGCCCUUGACCUGUCAUUUGCCUGCCCCGUUUUGUAAAUAAACAUAUGUGAUUCGAAUUGUCUGCAUCUUUGUCUUAUCUUGAGUUCUGAUAGUACGAACUGGCCAUGACCUCGCCUCCGAGGAAUCCCGGGGGUCCUUGGUGUCUACAUUGCCUAGAGAAUCAGAGGUUACCCGAGUUCCCCUGAGAGUCACCGAGGUCUGUCGAUUCGCCUCCUCCGGAGCCUAUGCAACUUGGCAGAGCUAGACUGUCUAAUGCCGAAUGGUUACACAGACUGAACACCAAGAGCUGUCUGUAUUGUGGGACUACAGGCCAUUACAUUUCUACCUGUCCUGUAAAUAGACCUGGUUCAUCAGGAGGUAUGAGUACGCUGGGGAGAAUGUCCAGUGUCCCCUUACUCAUACCCCUCUCCAUGCACUCCUGCUGUGGGGUUACCGGUCCAAAUCUCUCUGGGUACUCAUUGACUCUGGGCCCGAUGAGAGUUUUAUGGAUGCUACCCUGGUGUCUGAGCUGGGAAUCCCCACUCAACCCCUCUCCAUUCCCAUGGACGUCAGAGCGCUGGAUGGGCGUUUGAUUGGCAGUCACCCACAACACGGUUCCUAGCAACCUAAGAGUGUCAGGUAACCACAGCGAGUCUAUCCAGUUUUUCCUUAUUAAAUCCCCUCAGGUAAUCCCCUCAGGUUUCUGCUGCUAAGGCCACCUUCUACCACUCUAAAUUCCAAGCAUCUGCCUCUAACCCUAGGAAGCUCUUUGCCACAUUUUCCUCCCUCCUGAAUCCUCCCUCCCCCCCCCCCCCCCCCCUCCUCUCUCUCUGUGGAUGACUUCGUCAACCACUUUGAAAAGAAGGUUGAUGACAUCCGAUCCUUGUUUGUUAAGUCUAAUGACACUGCUGGUCCUGCUCACACUGCCCUACCCUAUGCUUUGACUUCUUUCUCCCCUCUCUCUCCAGAUAAGAUCCUGCGACUUGUGACUGCAGGCCGCCCAACAACCUGCCCGCUUGACCCCAUCCCCUCCUCCCUUCUCCAGACCAUCUCCGGUGACCUUCUCCCCUACCUCACCUCGCUGAUCAACUCAUCCUUGACCGCUGGCCAUGUCCCUUCCGUCUUCAAGAGAGCGAGAGUUACUCCCCUUCUCAAAAAACCAACACUCGACCCCACUGAUGUCAACAACUACAGACCAGUAUCCCUUCUUUCUUUUCUUUCCAAAACUAUUGAGCGUGCCGUCUUUAGCCAACUCUCUUGCUAUCUCUCUCAGAAUGACCUUCUUGAUCCAAACCAAUCAGGUUUCAGGACUGGUCAUUCAACUGAGACUGCUCUUCUCUGUGUCACAGAGACUCUCCGCACUGCUAAAGCUAACUCUCUCUCCUCUGCUCUUGUCCUUCUAGACCUGUCUGCUGCCUUUGAUACUGUGAACCAUCAGAUCCUCCUCUCCACCCUCUCCGAAAUGGGCAUCUCCGGCGCGGCUCACUCCUGGAUUGCGUCCUACCUGACCGGUCGCUCCUACCAAGUGGCGUGGCGGGAAGCUGUCUCCGCACCACGUGCUCUCACCACUGGUGUCCCCCAGGGAUCGGUUUUGGGCCCUCUCCUUUUCUCCCUAUACACCAAGUCACUUGGCUCUGUCAUAUCCUCACAUGGCCUUUCCUAUCAUUGCUACGCUGACGAUACACAACUAAUCUUCUCCUUUCCCCCUUCUGAUAACCAGGUGGCGAAUCGCAUCUCUGCAUGUCUGGCAGACAUAUCAGUAUGGAUGACGGAUCACCACCUCAAGCUGAACCCUGGCAAGACGGAGCUGCUCUUCCUCCCGGGGAAGGACUGCCCGUUCCAUGAUCUCGCCAUCACGGUAGACAACUCCGCUGUGUCCUCCUCCCAGAGUGCGAAGAGCCUAGGCGUGACCCUGGACAACACCCUGUCGUUCUCCGCCAACAUCAAGGCGGUGACCCGCUCCUGCAGGUUCAUGCUCUACAACAUUCGGAGAGUGCGACCCUGCCUUACACAGGAAGCGGCGCAGGUCCUGGUCCAGGCACUUGUCAUCUCCCGUCUGGACUACUGCAACUCGCUGUUGGCUGGGCUCCCUGCCUGUGCCAUUAAACCCCUACAACUCAUCCAGAAUGCCGCAGCCCGUCUGGUGUUCAACCUUCCCAAGUUCUCUCACGUCACCCCCCUCCUCCGCACACUCCACUGGCUUCCAAUUGAAGCUCGCAUCCGCUACAAGACCAUGGUGCUUGCCUUUGGAGCAGUGAGGGGAACGGCACCCCUGUACCUUCAGGCUCUGAUCAGUCCCUACACCCAAACGAGGACAUUGCGUUCAUCCACCUCUGGCCUGCUGGCUCCCCUUCCUCUGCGGAAGCACAGCUCCCGCUCAGCCCAGUCAAAACUGUUCGCUGCUCUGGCACCCCAAUGGUGGAACAAGCUCCCUCACGACGCCAGGACAGCGGAGUCACUCACCACCUUCCGGAGACAUUUGAAACCCCACCUCUUUAAGGAAUACCUGGGAUAGGCUAAAGUAUUCCUUCUAACCCCCCCCCCCCCCCCCCCCCCCCAAAUUGUAAAGUGGUUAUCCCACUGGCUAUAGGGUGAACGCACCAAUUUGUGAGUCGCUCUGGCUAAGAGCGUCUGCUAAAUGACGUUAAUGUGCCCUUGAGCAAGGCACUUAACCCUAAUUGCUCCUGUAAGUCGCUCUGGUUAAGAGCGUCUGCUAAAUGACUAAAAUGUAAAUGUAAAUGUAAAAUGUAACCAUUGUGUUGGGGUUUUCAUGGCUCCAGAGACACAAUGCCCUUGUUGACUGGACUGUGGGUUCGAUCAAGGGUUGGAGCCUGUUCUGCCACGCUCAUUGCCUGAAGUCGGCGCAGCCUGCCCCGGGACGUCUUCCUGCGUGCUUGGGAAAAGCCCCGGCCCUCACCGCCAUUCCCGCGGAAUACCAGGACCUCCGGGAGGUUUUCAGCAAGGCCCGUGCCACCUCGCUUUCUCCACAUCGGCCCUAUUACUGCACCAUCAACCUUCUCCCAGGCACUACACUGCCUCGGGGGCGGCUUAAUACCCUGUCGGGUCCAGAGACCAAGAUGAUGGUGACAUUGAGGACUCCCUGGCUGCAGGGUGUAUCCGUCCUUCUGCCUACCCCGCCGGUGCAGGGUUCUUCUUUGUGGAGAAGAAGGACAAACCCUGUGCCCGUGUAUCGACUACCGGGGCCUGAAUGACAUCACGGUUAAAAAACGUUACCUGUUUCCAAUCAUUGCCUCGGCUUUCGAGCCUCUCCAGGGGGCUACCAUCUUCUCCAAGUUGAACCUCCGGAAUGCCUACCAUCUGGUACGGAUACGGGAAGGGGAUGAGUGGAAGACCGCCUUUAACACUGCAAGCGGGCACUACGAAUACCUGGUGAUGCCAUUCGGACUGACCAAUGCUCCUGCUGUGUUCCAGGCCCUGGUUAACAACGUUCUCUGUGACAUGUUGAACUGGUUCGUGUUCGUCUACCUUGAUGACAUCCUCGUUUUUUCCCGCUCGACUCAAGAACAUGUCCGACAAGUCCUCCAGCGUCUUCUGGAGAACCAGCUGUUCGUCAAAGCGGAAAAAUGUGAAAUCCAUCUGUGAUUUGAACUGUCUGCAUCUGGGUCUUAUCCGGAGUUCUGAUAAUAGUGGUACCUAAAGACGAUAGUGACCCUACCGCUGCCCCUUAAGUAGAGUAAGACCCCAAUGAAUCGCUUCUGACAACUGGGCUCUGAUAAUUCUGACUGGGUCACUGUGAAUUUUUGGAGUUGGGCCAACAUGUGAGCGGUGUCUAGCUGGGCGUGCUUAACUCCCUGGCCCGGUCCAAUCAGAACUGGCCCAACUCAGUUGUGCGCUGGGCGGAAUGUGUUUGCGUUACACCUUCUCAGCGUCCCGGCGGACGUACACUCGGAGUGUAUACUCUCCAGUUGGUGAUUAGUAGUCCUGGAUCGUCACGCAGGACGAUACCCACUGGGGGUCUGCUCGUUAUAACAUCUGGUUGGUUGGAUUCGACAAGAACGCAGAGUGCCAGGAUCAGACAGAGGAAUCCCAUCCUACAAGAACACAUGGUUAGAGGGAUUGUUUGGUUAGAUCUUGGCAUACACAUUCAGUAUUUGUUUGACUAAUUGCAAUGCAACUUUAAGGCAGAACGCCACAGGGCAAACAUCAAACAAGAACAAGGCAAAUAAACAACAACAAUGUAGAAAGGAAAACAAUUAUUAAAGGAAAACGCACUGGUCUUUUGUAUGGGACCAGUUUGGUGUUCCUUUGAGGUACCUAAAUGCGUACUGUAGAGUUCUAGCUUAUUAAGGGGGCUGGUCUGCCCCUUCAAUUCCCAUAGGGGGAGUGUACAACUUGACCAGGUUCCUGUGAACCCACUUGAAGGAAUUUUUUUAGUGACGCCCAUGGGUUUGGCAAAGUUGUAAUACCACACUUCUCCCCUACUUGGAAUUCUUGGUGGGAGGCCUUGUGGUCGUAGUGGGUUUUUAUUUAAUAAAUUUUUCAUACUGGCCCCCUGUGGGAAACGAACCCACAACCCUGGCGUUGCAAGCGCCAUGCUCUACCAACCAACUGAGCUACACGGGGCCCCCACCUUUGGCACUCUUUUUCCAAGUUUUCUUGAGCGUACGCAAAGGAGGUCUGGAGGUGAGUCGGCAAGUCGGCCACGUAUUGAUGAGCAGUGUACACGGUGGAUGCAGUGUGGUCUCCAAGUUGGUACAGGAGGUGCAGUGGGAGAAUCAUUGGUCUGCCUGUCAUCAUUUCGAAUGGCAUGACACCAGUGGACCUGUGACGUGUGGCUCUGAUGGCCAUUAGCACCAGUGGGAGUUUGAGGUCCCAAUCUUUGUGAUUGGCUGACAUGUACUUCUUUAAGAUGCUAACGAUCAUUCUGUUGCUUCUCUCCACCUGAUCAGAACUCCUGGGAUUGUACGCCAUGUGAAGCUUAACUCCAACUCCAAGAAGUCGCCACAGUUCGGUCAUUGCAGUGGCUGAAAAAUGAGUUCUGCGUUCGCUGUCUACGGUUUCUCCUGGCAGGCCAAAGCGGCUGAAGACAUGGUUCAGCAGAAGAAUGGCAGUGGUUUCUGCUGAGUAUUUGGUGGCCGGCAGGCAUUCUACCCACUUUGUGAAUGCACAGGUCACUGUAAGGAGGUACAUGUUACCUUGAGUAGACCUGGCGACUGGACCGAUCCAGUCAAUCUGGAUUGAACGCCAGGGUUAAGAUACACCCUUGCGUUGUAAGGGUGUUCUGUGAAGCAGUUUGGAAGGUUGGAACUGGCAACAGAUUAAGCAUCCCCUUAUGUACUGUGCCACAUGCUGUUCCAUCUGUGACCAGUGGGCCACUUGUCCCAAGGCUUCACACGUAGCCUUGACCCCCUAUGCUUGAUUGCCCAAACGGUUGAGAGCAAAGCCGUUUCGCAGUCUGAUUAUUUGCGCUUGACUGGGCUAUGCGUCUCUCCUGGUCAAUCUUUUGGGACAAACCAGCACUGAGGCAGUGUGCUGAGAAUCCAGCAUCCAGCAUCCAGAAAGAACACCUUGUUCUUGUUGGUGUAGGCUAAGCAUGGAGCUGAGCAAAGCUUAACUUUCAAACACAGCUUUGUUGUGUGCGGUUUCCCAGACAAAUGGUGUGUCUUUCUGAAGCAGUAGGGUCUAUGGUUUGGCCAGGUAUGCAUAAUGUUUUAUGAACUGGCGGGAGUAGUUGCAUACACCCAAGAAGCUGCAUAGUCCAUGAAGGUUUGCAGGAGUUUUUAUGUUUUGGAUAGCAUGUAUCCUGUUGGAUUGGGCUAAGAUUCCAUCAGGGCCCAUCAGGAGUCCUACAUAGUUGACUUUGGGUUUGCACCACUAGCCUUUUGUGAUGGCCAACUUGGCGCUGGCUGCCCCUAGUUGAGUAAGAACAUGGUCCAGUUCAUUGAGGUGGUGAGACCAGUUCUCACUCCUCAUGAGAACAUCGUUAACGUAUAUGAGAGUGCCCCCAGUGGCUGCGUCUGGCAUGGUUUUGUGUAGGAAGAUGUUAAAUUCCGCAGACAAAUUUGAUUAGCCCAGAACGAGAACACUAAUUUGUGCUGAUCUCGUGGAUUGACCUUCAUAGUCCAGAAGCCAUUUGCCAUGUCUACGUUAGACAAUAUUUUACAUUUGUGAACCGAGGCAGCUCUUGGUCAAGUUGCGUCAUAGGACAACAAGACAACAGAUCCAGUUUGUUGAGUUGUAUGGUAAUCGAUGUUAAGUCACCAUUUGCCCUUGUUUCAAGACAGGCCACACGGGGUGCUCUAGGUACUGUUACAUUCCCUGAUUAUCUGCUUUGCCAGCAGGGAAUUUAUGAUUUAUUGGACAGCGGCGUAUGCAGCAAGAGGGAUCUUAUACUGACGCACAAAUGUUGGGGGUGCACAAGGUGGUGUGGGAAUGCGAUCAGUAAGACAACAAUCCAGGGAAUCUUUCUACCAAAUUUCCUGGUAUUUGUCGAACAAGUCACACGUUUGCUUUAUUUGAGUGUCAUACACUAGAGCGUCUGCUGUGGCCAACAGUUCUUGCACCUGCGAUUCGAAACCAGGAAAUGGUUCAGGGAGAUUGCUUGGUGUGUCGCCAGUCGAUGUCACCGGAUUAGCUGCGGGAGGGAUGCCUGCCGUUGUGUCAAAGAGGUGUUCUACCUUUUCCGAAGGGGAAAGCGUGUCAUCUUCAGCCAUGAUGGAAUAGAUCUAGUUGUCAGGAACAAAGUCCAAUCUGAACGUGGAUGCUUCGCUUCCUGGAAGGGCAGCAAUUAUUGCAAUAGCCUUUGAAGGGCAAGUGAGUUACAGCUCUGAUGCUGCAGGGCUCCAUAGAGGAAGGAAUUGGAUCAAUCACAGGAACAACUAGUUCAAAGUCAUGAAAAGAGUAGUCUGUUAACGUCCCUAGUCAAUGGUGCCAGGGUAUGAUCAAAUCUGCUUCCAUAUAAUUUUGCACCAAGAGGUAAGUGGAUCUGGAGUUGACCUCCAGCAGCGGAUUGCCUUUAAUAAUCAGCCUCAAGUUGAAUGGUCGGGAAGAGGGCUGAAAGAAAGUGGCAGUAUUGUCCAAGCGUUGGCCGGGUGCUAAAUUCAGCUGGAUUGAUACUUCAGCAGUUCUCACCAGAAUAACCACUGCCGACUCGUUCAAGACUUGACAGGCUUGGGGAAUGGUUUGUCCAGAGCCCAUCUGGAUGGGGUCAAAAGAACAACCAUUCUGAGAUGGUGACGCCAAGGACCACAGAACGUUGUGGACUGUAUCAAGUUUGGCGCCUAAUCUGACCAGAACAUCCGCAACAUUUCAAUAGGCUAUGCAAUUGCGCGAGAAAACAGAGUGAUGGCCUCUACUAAAAAGACGAGGAUCCCAUCAGCUUUCUAUAGGCUAGGCCUACUAUAUUUAUUUCUCUACAUUCCUAAUAUUAAGCACAUUGCUUAUAUUUACAACAGGAGUAUAGCCUACCUGGCUGGCAUGAAAAUAAACCACAGGGAUAAGCGUCCUCCAUUCGCUAUUUAAUUGCAUAGAUGACAUGUAUUUUUUCCCGCUGCCCCUGUUUCGAUACAGUUGCAUGAUAAUGGUCCAUUCUAAAUUAAAACAAAUUUCACACUUAUAUUAUUUAGUAUAUGUAAAGACAAGAAUAAAUCAAGAAUAGUCUGAUGUGUGACAAUAUUAGCCUAUCACUUGUGAAUAAUGCCUAGCAUAAGAAACAAUGCCUUUUUUUGGUUACUUUUUCUAAUCAUAGUCGCACACCUCAUGUAGCCUAGCCCAUAGGCCUAUAUGUUUUCAUAAGGUUUGUAUUACAACUAAAGCGGCCAAAUAACUUCUUAAAAUUAAGCACAUUAAUCCACUUUACAAGGGAUGUAGAGGCUAACUGGCAUACAUAAGCAGCGCGUGAGUUUCAAGUUUGGGGAAGAUAAUUUUCACCAUAAAAAUGCAACUUUAUAAUAAAAGCAUUACAUGCAUAAUCGCAUUUGCAGUCACUUUUGAUAAUGGUGUUUUCCGCUAAUGGUACAUUAGCGCUUAUAGCCUACUACCUACCAUGUGCGCAUUGCUGCGCUUAUAAUGUGAAGAAAUAGCCUAAUAGCUUAUCAACAUUUUAAGCUAAAUGUUCUGAUCUGUUGCGUCAGCCACAUCGUGUAAAAAAUGUUUUUUGAUGCUAGUGGUUGUAUUAAUUUGGGAUCUAUCGCAUCCCACAACUGUCCCAGACUAUGUUUGGAAUAUUUAUUUCUCGCACAUAAUAUAAUAGGUCGACCAUUGUAAUAUGGGGGAUAGUAGAUUGACAUAAACUAGUGCUUUUGCUGUUCGUUAGGCCUACUCAUCUUGUUGGCUGACGAAAAGUAAAUGUGGACAAUAUCUUCAAUAUGCACCUUGGAAUUGGAUAAGGACACUCGCAGUUGGGUCCCCGAUGUGUCUGUCUUCACUUGUAGCCUGUGAGAAAGACCCGAUCACGUGGCGGAGCGCGCAGCACUCAGGAAGAAGGGCACAAUGGCCAUUGGCCGCAAAAGGCAUGUAAUUUUUUAGGGUGCAUUACUGCCGCACAAAGGGGAUGCCGCCGUGAAAUUCUAGGCAUUAUCAAGUGCUUGUCAAAUUGUGAAUGAGUGACUGAUGUAGUGUGUACAGCCAGUGCAAAAAACAAAGCAGAGCUCAUGCCUUUCAAGCUACUUUUUUCAAAUCAUCAUUAGAGUAGCAUCAUGCAGCCUUACAAUAUAUUAAACAUCUAAACAUAUAGCCCAACGUUUGUAGAACAACUAAAGUUACAUGAAUAACUCUAAAUUAAGCAUUUAAGAAUACCUAUUUCUUUGUUAACCGCUCAACACAGAAUAGCCGCAUGUGCGCACUCCCUCAAAUCGUUUGGAGAAAAUAUCCUUUCUAUUUUAUUCAGCUUUGUUCAAUUGUAUUCUUCAUUCUAUAAAAUAAUGCCACGGAAUUCUAAGCAAAUCUUGUCUGCUAAAUGAACUAGUGUAGCCCACAGCCAUUUGGCAUAGCCAGAUCAGGAUCUAACAUAAGGACAAUUCAGAAUAUGCUAUUCUGUUCUUCUGAAAUAGACUACAUUUUCUUCAUAUCAUGCUUCUUUAGACCUGUCUAAAAUAAAUUAUGGAUUUAUUGUGAAGGUGUAGGCUAUAUUACAUGGAUUUAUUAUACUUUUUAAAAUAUAGAUGUUCCAAAGGUCAGCAUCAGUGGCUUGUAGGCUAUUUGUGGAAGCCAGGAGAUGCUAAAUGUGUUUAUGUUAAUUAACGGUCAAUUACCGUGAGACCGACAGUUAUUUUCUUGACAAUCACCGGCUGACAAAAUUUCGUGACCGCCACAGCCCUAGUUGCACCAAGUGUUUUGGGAAGGUGACCACACUUGGUUCUUGCCCAAGUCCAUCAACGGGACCAAGCGAUCCAUUAAGUCUGACCCAAUUAGCAGUGGCUCUGUGUUGAGGCUGGUAACGUACACAGGGUGAAUAAGGGACACGUUCAGGAAGUAUAGUUUUAGGAGAAGCCGCAUUGUGAGAGGUGAGGUUGAUUGAGUGAAACCUCAAUGUUUAGUGUCACAUCGUUCCAUAAUUAAAUCUAUCCAUAUCUAUAGCCAGAGGGAGGAUGCUGGAUCUGAGUUGUGCACAAACUGACCUUUGGCUUGUUGUUAUGUUCAGGCGGACAUAUGGUCCAGGGGUGUAGUUUUCUUUGAUGAGACUGUACAUUCUAAGUUUAGGUUUAGCCAACAUUUAGCCAGGUUGACAACUCUUUUAAUGUCAUCCAGCAAUGUCAGAGACAUGGUCGAGCAAGAAUAUAUCUGGGCAUCACAGGACAGACCGUCCUCAAGGACUGGCACGGGGUAAGGUCCUUUUCUUGUCAUAUCCCCAACAAAGUGGAGAGGGGGUGUUUCAUAGGGUUGUGGCGCGUCAUUAGUAUUUGUUUUGAUGAUUUAGACAGACAGGCUUAUUUCGGGAUCUGGAGGACACGUGAUUGGAUUUUCAGUGGAGGCGGGAGCCGUAAUGUCAUUAACUUUACUAUUAUGGGCUCCCGAGUGGCGAAGCGAUCUAAGGCACUGCAUCUCAGUGCUUGAGGCGUCACUACAGACCCCCUGGUUCGAUUCCAGGCUGUAUCACAACCGGCCGUGAUUGGUAGUCCCAUAGGGCGGCGCACAAUUGGCCCAGCGUCGUCUGGGUUUGGCCGGUGUAGGCCGUCAUUGUAAAUAAGAAUUUGUUCUUAACUGACUUGCCUAGUUAAAUAAAGGUAAAACAUUUUUUUAAAGAGGUUAACCUGAGCUGGGUUAUGUACUGCCUGUUCUACGCCUAGUCAUUGUGAUUGUUUUUUUCAGUUUUUUUUUCUAGCUGUUCGCGUAG
Coregonus sp. 'balchen' is the source of this 38204-nucleotide messenger RNA. Lineage: Eukaryota; Metazoa; Chordata; Actinopteri; Salmoniformes; Salmonidae. The record is from the annotation of a GenBank genome assembly.